AUGGGUCGUGUUAAAGUUCCUAAAGAGAUACAUGUGGAAACAUGGCUUAUCAGCGACAAAAUACGUCGUUAUCGUGGAAUUCUGAAAUUGCAUGCACGCGAUAAGAAGUUACAGCUAUCGCAAGCAACGAAAUUGAAAUCAAUAGUAUCCAGGAAAGUCACGUCCCUAGAUGUCGAUGUUAAGAGACAUCAUGAAAUUGUCAGUCUUCUUCGCGAUGGUAAACAGCCUAUUCUCAGAUUGCUAGCCAAUCAUAAAAGAGUCUACUUGGCGGUUAAUCACCUAAAACCAUCGCUGGAACAUUACGUUCUUUCAUCUGAACUCGAGGAGCAAAGUGAAUAUCGACCGAACUGCGAGCAGCAACGAUUAGUAGCACAAUUACAGCAGUCCAUCGCAAAAUAUAACGCAGCAAAAGACAUACAUUCUACAUAUUGGUCGAUGUUAAAUAUCUUGAAAAAAGACGCGAUAUUUUUCGAUACUCUAAUGAAUAUUUUGAAAGAAGACCAAUCUUCCCAAUGCAAAGUGAUGUUGAAGGUGACAGUGAUGGGUCAACUAGCAGCGGAGAAUCUGGACGACAUCAGACAAAAAUAUGAACGAAUGUCUCGAGUUGUCUGGCGUAAUAUGAAAAUUAGAGAACAAAUGUUAAGUACUGUAAACAAUCAGGUGAAGGAUUUGUGGGCUUACGCACAGUCAUUAGUGCGUGUUGAGGUGAAUAAGAUUACUCUUAUUACAAAUAAAAAUUAUAUCGAUUUAUUUAACAAAACAUUAGAAAAUCAGUUAGUACAUUUGGAAAAUAUCUGCACUGAAGUAAAAGACGUUUUACUCGUGCGUUCAUAUCAUGACCUGCUAUCAAGGCUUGAAAAUCAAUCUGAACACAGAGUAGCUUUGCUAGCGCGAUUAGACAUCAAUAUAAAGAAUCGCGAGGUUUUAUUAAGCAAAAAACAACAGGCGUUACAAGUUCUCGAGAGUCUCAAGUAUUCCACAAAAGAACAGUAUAAGAUUAACGAUAUGCAAGAUAUAUUGGAACAAAUUGAAAUCGAGAAAAAACGUGAGAAAGAUCUUAAGGAACAGAUAACAGCUCACGGCGAAUUGCUCACAAAUAUCAGAGCGGCCUUACAAAAUAUGAAUACAAUGUUGAUUUGCGUCAAGCACACUAUUAAAGCGGUAGUGAAGAAGUCGGGCAAAGAACUGAUGAUAACCAAUGAUAAAGAAGAACGCAUCGCGUUAACAGAAAUCAAACGAAUGGACACAGAUGUUUUAGCGCUGCUAUCGAAGAUCAGCGAAAAAAUAAAUAUUCUCUUCAGUAUUAGCAACUUCGAGCUAGAGGAGAAGGAAGAUGAAGCCCGGGAUCUCUACCACACCUAUGUAUCGAAUUAUAAUUCCAAUUUGAUUUUCGGGACUGGCGAAGAAGAACCGAUUGGAUUAUUGGUUGAACAUGAGAUGGUUGACGGUACUAUUCCGACGCGAGCAGAUAUCAAGUAUUACAGCAGGCAGAUUCUAGAGGCACACCUGAAACCGGAAUAGAGUUUAUUGC
This is a messenger RNA of Atta colombica, 1531 nucleotides long. RefSeq lists its product as uncharacterized. Lineage: Eukaryota; Metazoa; Arthropoda; Insecta; Hymenoptera; Formicidae. Bases 1 to 1521 code for a protein of 506 amino acids. The transcript has 9 exons. Gene Ontology annotation, cellular component: cilium. The record is from RefSeq and is a predicted model, not a curated record. Gene Ontology annotation, biological process: outer dynein arm assembly; cilium movement.